Molecule: messenger RNA, 6254 nt
Organism: Mobula hypostoma (lesser devil ray)
Lineage: Eukaryota; Metazoa; Chordata; Chondrichthyes; Myliobatiformes; Myliobatidae
Product: desmoglein-2-like
Exons: 16
Coding region: 194-3850 (1218 amino acids)
Biological process (GO): homophilic cell-cell adhesion
Cellular component (GO): plasma membrane; desmosome
Molecular function (GO): calcium ion binding
Source: RefSeq, a predicted model, not a curated record
ACAGAACUCUUUUUCACUGGCUUGCUUUGUGUUUUUUUUUCCAGGGCGCUUCACCUCAGCUUGCUUCAAGGCAGGGCAGGGCACCGAGAAGCUUUCUGAAGUAUUUCUUCAGCUCUCUUGUCCAGAACGUCUAUUAGUCAACAGUCGGACGGUCGGGAGUGCGGAAGACUGAGAGAGUUCGAUAUUGCCGGCAAUGGCUUGGAUUAACCCGAGACAAUUCUUUUAUUUCUUCAUUUUGAUGGUGUGUUCUCAAACUGGACAAUGCUGCAAGAAAAUGUUUGCAAAACACCAGUUUGAGGCCAUAGUUCCUCCAAAGCUGUUAAAGGGGAAUGUUGUACUUAAAGUGGAAUUUUACCAUUGUAAUUUGGGAGACCACAUCAGGAUGCGUACCAAUGAUGUCAAUUUUGGAAUCCAUUCUGAUGGCAGGGUAUAUGCAACCCGUACCCAACACAUCAAAUCGAAGUAUUACUUCCAAGUUGUGGCAAAGGACUUAAAGACGCAUGAGAAAUGGGAAGUUCCUAUCCAGUUAGUGUCCUUUGCAAACCAAUCAAAGACGGUUUUGAAAACUGAGCAUCCCAGAAUCUAUUUCCGAAAGGCUAACCAUUUCAGACGACAGAAGAGAGAAUGGAUCAUUCCACCACUCGACGUGAGGGAGCAUGAGCCACCGCCGAACCACCCUAUUGGUUCUAUUGCCUCUGACAUUGAUCGUGUUGGAAAAUUGACCUACACAAUCAGCGGCCCAGGGGCAGACAGGCCUCCAGUCGGCUUGUUUGUGAUUGAUCAUCAAAAUGGCGAUUUAAAUAUCACAGGAGAAGUGGAUCGUGAAAAAACUCCAAAGUUUACGUUGACAGGACAAGCCUGGAAUUCUCGUGGUCAAUCUGUUGAGAGUCCUCUUGUACUUGAGAUCAAAGUUGUAGAUAUUAAUGAUAAUCGUCCGGAAUUCGUAACAGAAGUGUUUGAAGGAAGUGUUGAAGAAUUAUCCCAAUUUGGUACACCGGUAUUGUCAUUAAAUGCAACAGAUAAAGACGAAGGAGAGAAUGCUGUAAUUCACUACAGAAUUUUGUAUCAGGGGGGCAAAGAGAUGUUCGCUUCAAACUCCUUUGGAGAAAUUAGAACACUGACAAAUAACUUGGACAGAGAGACCCAAGACUUGUACACUCUUCUUGUGGAAGCCCGUGACCUAAAUGGAAAAGCAGAAGGAUUGUUCACUACAGCAAAUGCCCAAAUCCAGAUCCUGGAUGUCAAUGAUAAUAUUCCUACAACUGAAAAAGAAGAGUAUGAGGUAUCUGUUCUAGAGAAUACGUUGAGUGAUGAUGUCAUACGGAUCAAAGUGUUCGAUAAGGAUCAAGAAUUUACUGACAACUGGCUGGGGAACUUUGAAAUUAUUGAGGGGAAUGAGGACGGACACUUCAGGUUCGAAAUGGAUGAGCAAACUAAUGAAGGAAUUUUGAUACUUCAGAAGGAACUGGACUACGAGGAAUCAUCAACCAGAAACUUGCUCCUGACGGUUUCCAACAAAGCAGCUUACCAUGCUUCAGUCCUUGCUGGCGGAGGUGGCGGGGCUGGCGGAGGUGGCGGGGCUGGCGGAGGUGGUGGGGCUGGCGGAGGUGGCGGGGCUGGUGGAAGCGGGGGACUUAAACCAAUCAAAUUAAAAGUUAAUGUGAAGGAUCAGAAGGAAGGAUUUUCAUUCAAGCCGACUAAGAAACGAAUCAUUGUCGGUGAAGACAAGAAAAAGUUCCAUUUGGGUCAGAAGCUUGGAAGAUACCCAGCCAUCAGUGUGGAUACUGGGAAAGAGAGUGAGGGAGUCAGGUAUGCAAAGGGUUUCGACCCAGCCAACUUCUUCAACAUCAACCCCGAAACGUCAGAAAUAACACUUGCUAAGGUGCCCGAUCGUGAAGCUGAGCAUAUAGUCGAUGGGAAGUACACAGCAACAGUAUUGGCCAUAAGUAACAAUGGCCCCAAACCGAAGACCUCCACUGGGACAGUGGUUAUUGAGGUAGAUGACGAAAACGAUAACAUCCCCAUCAUUAAAAACCUACAGCCCUGCAUGUGUGACACAGCCAAAUCAUUGAUUGUCACUGCAGAAGACCUGGACUCCUAUCCAAAUGGUGCUCCCUUUACCUUUAAGUUCGAUGAUGUACCUGAGGUUGCUGAUAAAUGGAAGAUUUUACGCAAAGAUGACACCAGCGUUGAACUGCAGCCUCGGCAGGAGCUGUGGCCAGGAACAUUCACAGUGCCUUUGAAGGUAGAGGACCACCAAGGGUCUGGAAAGGUCCAGGACGUAGAGGUUCAUGUCGUCGAGUGCACCAACAACUCACCCUCCUGCUCCGAAAAGGCGAAUGCUAUCAGAGGCAACAAUGCCCACUUGGGUGCAGCCGCCAUCGGGCUCAUGGCUUUUGGGGCCUUGCUGUUGCUACUUGUACCUCUGCUGUUACUGUUUUGCAACUCUGGUUUUGGAGGAAUAGGUGGAGCUGGUGGUUUCAGACAAAUACCUGUUGAACCAUUUGGAACUGUGGAACAAAAGAACAUCGAGGGCGGAGGAGAGAAGGACACGCACAUGCCAUUGCUUCCAGUCAAUGAACCCAGUACUGCAGCAGCAGGAGUUUGCAUGAGUGAGAUGGAUGGGAGGGAAAGAGGAGAUGGUGCCACGGUACUGCUUCCUCUAAACGUGAUGUCCAGAGAAGUGCCGCCUAUCAAUUACAUGGACAAUGCUGCAAUGCAUCAAAGAGGAGAUUAUUACUAUUCCAACAUGGAUCCAAAUAUGAAUGCGGGUGCGAUGCAUAAUGGCAGGAUUGAAACGAUGUCUGAAGGUGCCCUUUUGGGCUUCAUGGACUCCUACAUCAAUGAGAAAGUUGACACGCAUAAUUUAGAAGACCAGACCUCCCCUGGCCAUGACACUUUAUUGAUCUACAAUUAUGAAGGAGAUGGCUCUCUAGCUGGAUCGAUCGACAGCUGCAACAUCAUCGAGGGUGGAUUUGAAACUGGAGAUUCCUACUUGGACAACCUGGACAUGAAAUUCAAGACACUGGCUGAUAUCUGCACAGACAAAUUGAAGAUCCAAGAAUCAACUGUGUCUGUUGAUGCUCCAGUUCAUCAAGAAAUCGUGAAGGGACAGUCCGUCUCCUCCAGUUCAGUGGGAUUGCAAGCAAUGAAUAUAAUUCCCGAUUCGACUCUAAGGAGGAAGAAUUAUGUUGUGACAACCACAAUAAAUCCUGUGGUAGACAUGGUGCCUCUCACUGCCAAUCAAGCUUUUGACCAUCAAAAUAUUGUAGUGACUAAUCAAGUUAAUACUAUCCCAAGAAGGAUUAGCAUCAUAGAGGAUCCUAACAUUGCCCACCAAAACAUUGUCAUGACCAAGAUGGUGAAUGGUGGAGCUGAAGUGAUUCCAAAUAUGAUCAUUGACCCUUCUGUUGCCCACCAAAAUGUUAUAGUAACUGAGGAGUUCAGCAACAGCCCCAGAGGGAACCCAGCAAUGAUUUUCAACCCGUCUGUCACUCACCAUAAUGCUGUAGUGACCAACGUCAUUGAAGGUGGCGCAGGAGGCAUGCAAGGAAUGAUCCUCCAGCCACACGCAGUCGAGAAGAAUGUAAUGCUGACCAAGUCUAUUCAUAAAGGAGACUCCCAGAGCACACUCUCUGAUUCAUCGUUGGACCACAUCCCCACCAUCCACAAAAAUGUCACACUGAAGAAGUCGGUUAAGUAUGGCAUGGAAGGGAUGCAGAGCAGUACUCUUCCCAAUGAAGAAGUGGUCCAGAAAACCAGGGUGUCCCGCAGAUCCGUUACCUCCUCUGACAAUGACGUCCACACGUCAGUGACGAAGGUAACAAAAGUUGUGCAGGUAAUGCAAUAAUAGGCAAUUCUCCACAUCCAGGUGACGAGUUUCAAAAUACAGAGAAAGUUCUGGGAUUUGAAAAUAUCCGGAUGCGGCUGUUGAUGCACAAUUCUAACAACAGCUAUACUAUUUUCCCAAAGGUGAAAUUAAAAAGCUUCAAAAUGGAAGCUCAAACAAUAUAUUUGGAUUAACACAUUUUAUAUCUACACAAACUAUUAGCCUGUGGAUCAUCAUAUUCAGAAGCUGGACAAGGUGUCGGAUGUGCAAAAAAAAUAAGACCAAUAAUGUCUGAAUUGUUGGAAAAGUUCAAAAGUGAGAAAUUUUCCUUGAAGAUUAAAAAAAUCAUGACUAUGGAUGGGCUGUACGACUCUACAAUUCUAUGAAUACAACUGCACUUCACUGGGAACAUUAAAACAUCAUGUAACUGCUUGCUUUCUAGGUUUGCUUCUGCAUUAUAUGAACCACUUCAAUUCUUAAAGAGAAAUUUCAGUUCUCUUAUUUGCUCAUGUUGAUAUUCACAAAAGCAAGAGUAUAAAUUCCUGAGGGAAAUUUUAAGUAGUUUGUGCCAUGAAAAGAAAACUGUCUUGUGUAUAUUUGUAGAAGAAUUUAGCAGGUUUCAACAAAAUUGUGUUUCUUCCAAAUUAAAUGAAGCAUUCCGGAGUUACUUUUUAAUUAAGUCAGCCCUAGUUAUGUUUAAAAUUGUCACUUUCUGAGGGAGAACUGUAUCCAUUUUUCACGGAUUGAAAAUUCAGGGAUUCAAGGAAAUGGUUAAUGCCGGUUUUCCCAGGUUGAAAGGAAGAAACACUGGAGAUUGAUUAAUUUGGACUUUCACUCAAGAGCUAAGACCCAAAUGAUGGGCCAAAGUGUGUAGUGUAUCACCAUUUAAUUUUGUGAUCAGCAAUUUUGAAAGAGGACUCAAUGGGGGAAAAAAUACUAGUUAAGAAUGUGACAGAGUUCUGGAACUCACUGCCUUAAAGGUUUGUGAAGUCCGAAAUGUUGUCACAUGCGGAAAAGCACUGAAAAUGUUUUAAACUAAACCUUUGAAAGUGGAGUAAGUACAGUAAUGUUAUUUAAAUGAGCAGUGAGGUAUUCCCAUACUGAAUGUAAGCAACUACUGAUUCACUUAAAUUGAUAGCGAUGGAGAUUUAAUAAAUCCUCAGAUCAAAUACUAUUAAACAGUGUAAAUAUUUACAGCAACAAAAUGUAUUAACAAUAGAAGAAUGUGCAAAUACACAUCUGUUUUAUCUGCUUUGUAUGAAACUGAUUUUCAACAGAAUAUUGCAUGUGGGGAAGGACAAUAAGGCUAUUCUGCAGUUAUUAGAUACAAAUCAUACUCACAGCAGCAGUUUUUAAUCUAUAUAAAAUGCCAAAAGCAUAGAGACAGAAAUGUGGUGGAAAUACUGUCUGAGACUGAAGAUUCACCAUUGGAGCUGGGAAAAAUUAGAAGUAGAAUUUUUGAGGGGGGGGAAUGAAGAGAACAAAGGGUUCUGAUAGGAUGACACUCAAGAGAAUGAUGAUGAAUAGUGGUAGCAGUGACUUGUUAAUCACAGCAGGUAUAAAUAAGGGGAAAUGAUUGAGAGAGAGAAAGCCAGGACAUUUUUUUCUACAAAUGCAUUUCCAAGACUUAAUGAACUUUUGCUUGUUUGUCAUUAAGGUUCCUUAUUGUGAUGGCUCCAAUGUGCCAUAUUGUUUAAUAAGAGAGGUUUCAUUAGUACAGACCUGUUAUAACAGACCAUUUAGUUUAGACCCAAACAGUUGGCAUUUUAUGAUAUAACUGCCUGAUUCACGAAAAUGACUCCAAGAUUGAAUGGCUUGUCAUAUGAAGAGCAUUUGAUGGCUCUGGGCCUGUAUUCACUGGAAUUCAGAAGUAUGAGGGUGACCUCAUUGAAAACUAUUGAAUGGUGAAAGGCCUUGAUAGAGUGGAUGUGAAGAGGAUGUUUCCUAUGGCAGGAGGGUCUAAGACCAGAGGACACAGGAUAGAGGGGAGUCCUUUUAGAACGGAGAUGAGAAGGAAUUUAUUUAGCCAGAGAGUGGUGAAUCUGUGGAAUUCUUUGCCACAGGCAGCUGUGGAGGCCAAGUCUUUAUGUAUAUUUAAGGCAGAGGUUGAUAGAUUCUUGAUUGGUCAGGGCAUGAAGGGAUAUUGGGGUAAGGCAGGAGAUAUUCACUGAGAGGAAAAUUGGAUCAGCCAUUACUCUGGGCCAAAUGGCCUAAAUGUACUCUUGUAUCUUGUGGUCUUAUGGUGAUCCUUCAAAAUAUUUUGAAGCAUGUAUGUAUAAUCUACAGAUAAAAAUAAAGUUAUCAAAACAUUAGUUACUGAAAUAUGAGAAUUAUUUUGUGUAUUCAGUAUUGAACAUCUAGUAUUGACUGAAAAGGUUAUAAUUUCAGUUUCUAAUACUCAUCUGGCCUCCUUUCUGCACUAAAC